AAACAGUAAAACAUGGCCGUCUUCUCGUAUAUUUUCGGUGUGGUUUUUGCUAUCAUAUCCUACAUCGUGUACCAGAAAUACUACAAUGGAUACACGAGUAUAAUCACCAAACCUGAAAAACGAUACGACUAUAUUAUCGUGGGCGCGGGCACAGCGGGCUGCGUACUCGCCGCGCGUCUCUCCGAAGACCCCGACGUGAGGGUUCUACUGAUCGAGGCCGGGGACCACAUGGGCUACUUCACGCGGAUCCCGCUGACCGCCACGGCCGCGCAGCAGGGACCCAACGACUGGUCGGUGCGGACCACGCCGCAGAAGUACUCGUCGUUUGGGUUGUGGGAUCAGACAGCAAUAAUCCCCCGCGGCAAGGGUCUCGGAGGUUCCGGUCAGAUCAACUUCCUGCUCCACGGGUUUGGAAUACCCGAGGAUUACGACAGGUGGAAGACCCUGGGCUUCCGGGGCUGGACCUUCGAGGACCUUAAGCCGUACUUCAAGAAGGCGUUUGGGACCAUCAGGAGCGAGUUUGACUCGAGCUACUGUGGGGGCGAUGAGGAAUGCUUGAAGGCUCCCAUGAAACUCCAAGUGGUGGACGAAUCCAACGAACUGAUGCGAGUAUUCCGCCAAGCGUCAGCCAGCCUGGCCGACCGGUACACGCUGUUCCGGAAGGCCACGGCCACCGUGAAAGAUGGGGCCAGACACCAGAUACUAGACGCGUACCUCCGUCCGGCGCUGAGGAGGAAGAACCUGCAUGUGAUGCUGAGGACUCAGGGAGUUACCAUCCGCUUCGAGAACCGUCGCGCGUCGUCCGUCUACAUCCUGCAGGAGCACCGCCUCCUCAACAAUAUCUUCGCCAACAACGAGAUCAUACUCUGUGCCGGUACCAUGAAGACCCCGCAGAUACUGAUAUCCUCGGGCAUCGGACCUAGGGGGCUUUUGGACAAGCUAAAGGUAGACAUAGUAGCUGAGAACGCCCACGUGGGUGCCAACCUGCACGACCACAUGAACGUGCCGGUGUUCGUGAGCGUGCGCCGGCCGGUCAGCACCACGCUCGCCAAGGUCUUCAGCGCCAGUACUCUGUGGGACUACUACUGGAACAAGCGAGGAUACCUGUCGUUCCCGCCAGUAGCAGGGGUGGAGUACCGCAACACGUCCGCGCUCAUGCUGUUCACCAUGGGCUCCGCCAGCGAGCGCCUGCUGAGAGAUCUAUCCAACUAUAAGUCACAGGUAUUCCGCGACACAUUCCCGUUCUACAACGACACCGGCAAGGAGGGGUUCAUAUUCUUGGGCACGUGUGUGCAGCCGCGCUCGCGGGGCCGCGUCACGCUGCGGGACACCAGCACGAACGUGCCGGCCCACGUCGACCCCAACUACCUGCAUCAUGAGUACGACGUCAGGUGCAUGAUCAAAGCGCUGCGUCGCGCCGAGCGUCUGAUCUCGACGCGUCCGUUUCAAGAGAUCGGCGCUCGCAUCCACUGGCCGCGGCCGGAGCGCUGCCGGACGUUCUGGAACUACUCCAAGAUGGACCAGCUCGGACUGAGGAGGAAGAGGAAAACAAAACCCCUAUCGGACCAGUGUCCCAUCAAAUCCAAGCGGAAACUCGUCAGUCCGCCGGACGAGUACCUCGCGUGUAUCAUCCGGGAAGUGGCGGUGACCGGACACCACGCUGCGGGCACCGCUGCUGGGGGUACUGUGGUGGACGAUCAGCUAAGGGUGAAGCACGUCCGCGGUCUCCGUGUGAUGGACGCGAGUGUUCUACCUUCCCCCAUCUCGCUGUACCCCAACUCCGUGCUCGUCGCCAUGGCGGAGAAGGCCGCUGACAUCAUCAAACUGACGCAGAGACGGAUUGAGAGCAGAUACACUUAGUUCAUAUGGUAAAAUAUUUUCUAUGUUCAAUUGCACGCUAUUUGUAUGGCAGAAUGUACAAGUAAAAAAAAACUACAUUCUUGCAAUAAAAAUAUUCUAUUCUAUAACAACCAAUUACUAAUUAUUGCCACAGGAGAUAAUAUACAAAUUUUCGAAAUUCAAAUUUUGUUCACAUAAUAUGUUUAGUAA
Aricia agestis (brown argus) is the source of this 2049-nucleotide messenger RNA. RefSeq names its product neither inactivation nor afterpotential protein G (gene ninaG). Lineage: Eukaryota; Metazoa; Arthropoda; Insecta; Lepidoptera; Lycaenidae. The transcript is spliced from 11 exons. The coding region runs from base 13 to 1860 and encodes 615 amino acids. The record is from RefSeq and is a predicted model, not a curated record. Gene Ontology annotation, molecular function: flavin adenine dinucleotide binding; oxidoreductase activity, acting on CH-OH group of donors.